Molecule: messenger RNA, 1720 nt
Organism: Guyanagaster necrorhizus
Lineage: Eukaryota; Fungi; Basidiomycota; Agaricomycetes; Agaricales; Physalacriaceae
Exons: 1
Coding region: 91-1605 (504 amino acids)
Source: RefSeq, a predicted model, not a curated record
CUUAUCAAAAACACAAAUCAAACGCCUUUGUUAGUGUCCUCACCAAAGCCGGUAUUAACCUGAGGAAUAGAGACCUUGUUGUAAAUCCCUAUGUCAACUCCAUCCGACAAUUCCGUCGACGACACGCCCAUAUCCUCCUUCUUCCGUCAUCCCACUGGUAUCCUUCUCACCGACCUCGACAAGGCGCGCUUCGACAAAGAGAUACCCCUUCUCGAGCAUCAAGUCAGAUACUUCGAUGAGCAGAGUGCUCUCUUAGUCUCACGGAGGGACCAAGUCACACUCUCCCUAGCAAUGCGCAGAUCUGCUCUUGCACCUGUGUGGCACCUCCCGCCGGAUGUCCUCAGAGAGAUCUUCUCUCAAGUGGCUGCUGAUCAUGAUAGUAUCGAUCUCAGCGGUGGCCCGUGGACUUUAGGACAAGUGUGUGCUCCAUGGCGCGACCUCGUUCUUGACACGCCUUUGGUAUGGUCCAGACCCACGUUGAAGGGCGUAUAUACCUCUCAGUCGCUCCAUGUCCUCGCCGAGUAUCUUCGCCGUUCACGAGAUUGUCCGCUGCAUAUCAGAGCAAUGUUUUUUGUACAUCAUCCACAGUCUGCCAUUCUCGACCUCCACGAGGCGGUCUUCAAGGUGCUAAUAACGAGCUCGUCACGGUGGAAAUUUGUGUGUUUCGUGAUACCAAUGGAAUUCCUUAAGCAUAUUUCUGCUCUAUGUGGGAAAAUGCCCCUUUUGGAGGAGGCUCGAAUCCAUUUGUGUACCUAUUACCGCCAUAACCCUGAUGGUGUCGAGUGGAGACACUUGUUUUCCAAUGUCCCAUCUCUACGAAAAAUAUCCCUUGACGGACCAUUGUUUUCCGAACACAUGUUGACUGGGAACCAUAUCACUCAUUUCGCGGGAUAUGUCGAUCGCCCAGGCGCUCUGAGGACUAUCUUUAAGUUUCCCGCCCUUGUCGAGUGCCACUUGUGGUAUCGUGGCUCGGGUACUGGCUCUCUACAAUCACCCAUCCGGCACGACCGCAUCAAAUAUUUGGCUGUGAAUACCACGCGCGUGUUGGCCGUUCUCACGUUGCCCUCACUGAAGCACCUGGAAAUUGACGAGCAAUAUGAACGAAACGAGUGUGUCUGUGCCGAAGCGAUGUCGGCUUUCAUGGACAGAUCUUCGUUUCAUCUGCGCAGCCUAUCCAUGACCUGCAGGUCAUUCAGAACACAGCUCAUACAACCCUAUUAUAUGCAGAUGGUUGAGGAUUUUGCCAUAACUAUCCACACCUCUGCGACAUUAGUCGCAAUGUUCUCCCCGACUAGGUGUGACCUCUUUCCUAAAUUGCGGAGACUCCAUAUCAGGCUUUCCAGCAAAGUUUAUCUCUCGAAAGAUCAUGUUCUGCUGCUCGUUAAUUUCAUCAGGGAGAGGUUGGAUGAAGCAAAGAGUGUGGCUCUGGAUGUCGAAAAAUUGGAUAAGGUGCAGAUCUCGAGCUCGGUGCCAUCCUAUUUAGAUGAAUUUAGGAAGUGUGGGUUCGAUGAAUUUGAGAUUGGUGUGUUGACGGUCGACCCGCAACUCCACUACUUAGAACUUCGGAACCCGCCUUGGUUUGACCAUGCAAUAGUAGCAGAUUGACCUGGAUAUGUACAUGAUAGAUGCACGCUUCUCUGCCAUCUGUCUGUCUCUAGACAGUAUUCAUGACUUAAGCCCCAUAUUCACUGUUCAUAGUCAGAUUUAGCUUUCCAUCCAG